This is a messenger RNA of Oryctolagus cuniculus (rabbit), 5234 nucleotides long. It is a transcript of the gene TMEM26, whose product is annotated as transmembrane protein 26. The record is from RefSeq and is a predicted model, not a curated record. NCBI's taxonomy places the organism in Eukaryota, Metazoa, Chordata, Mammalia, Lagomorpha, Leporidae.
GCGUGGGAGUGAAUGCCAGAGAGCGCUGUGGAGGAAAAGUAAAGAGGAGGUGGCCCAGUGGCGCUCGCUCUCGCUGUCCGGGCUUGGCAGCACCUUGACCUUCAGUCCAUCCCCUCCUCCUCUUUCCUACUCCUGGGCCCGAGGGUGGGGACAGAGGCCAGGGAUGGAGACUGUCCCCUGGCAUGGGGAGGGAGAUGGGCAGAGCCAGAGAAUAACGCCCAGGAGCCGGGGCAGCUCGGUUUCAGACUCUCCGGAAAACCCAGCAGUCUAGAAAAGCUGGGGUUGGAGUCUCCCCUCUUUGAAGAGUUCUCAGGAAGUUUGGGGGAGGGGCGAGCCGCGCUCUCCUGUUCCACCAGGCAGAGCGUGCCGGCGGCUGUGGGGGGACCACAGAAGCCGCAGGUCUCAGUGCUGUCACGUCCGUGCCCUCAGGCGGGCUCCGCGUGUCUCCGGAGGGAUCCGUGGGCAGUGCUCACAGGCCGAUAUGGAGGGGCUGGUUCUCCUCAAUGCCCUGGGCACCCGGCUGCUGUUCGUGCUGCACUCCCUGGUCGGGGUCUGGCGAGUGACCGAGGUGAAAAAGGAGCCGCGAUUCUGGCUGCUUGCGCUGCUCAACCUCUUGCUGCUUCUGGAGACUGUGCUCACCCUCAAGUUCAAGCGCGGCCGAGGCUACAAAUGGUUUUCACCAGCCAUAUUUUUAUAUCUGAUUAGCAUCAUGCCAUCAUUGUGGCUUCUUGAAGUGCAUCAUGGGACUCAGUAUUGCAGUGUGCCGUCUGAAGAAAUGUCACAGAAUACUAGCAGAAAAGAGGACAUCAAUUACACCGAGGUAUCCAGUGAACAAACCAAUGGAGCAGAUUAUCUCAUUGAGUCGGCCCGAGUUUUUGUAAAUAACUUAUCUGCAGUAUGUGAGAAAGUUUGGACUUUGGGACUCCAUCAGACAUUCCUACUACUGCUAAUAAUUGGAAGAUGGCUACUACCCAUUGGGGGAGAGAUCACUCGAGACCAACUCUCACAGCUUCUCCUUAUGUUUGUGGGGACAGCUGCUGACAUUCUGGAAUUCACAAGUGAGACCUUGGAAAUUCAAAGUGUGAGAAGUAACCCUGCACUAGUCUAUGCCAUUCUAAUUUUAUGGACUUGGAGCAUGCUGCAGUUUCCACUUGACCUGGCAGUGCAGAAUGUCGUGUGCUCCUCCACUGUGCUAGCCCGGGGAUUCCCUAGCCUGUUCUUCUGCCAGUACAGUGCGGACCUGUGGAACAUUGGAAUCAGCGUCUUCAUCCAAGAUGGUCCCUUCCUCAUUCUGCGCCUCAUCCUGAUGACCUGCUUCAAUGUGACCAACCAGAUGCUGGUAUUCUUUGCUGCGAAGAAUUUCCUCGUGGUGGUGCUGCAUCUCUACCGCUUGGUGGUGCUGGCUUUGGGAGCACGUGCUUCCUUGCAAAGGCAUUCAAAAAGCUCCAAAGGAGAGCCUGUGUGCCAAGGUCGGCACUCUGAGAGUGGGCCCUCCCUGGAGGUCUGGCAGGGAGAGGCUAAGGAGGACCUGGCUAUUGCUUUGCAAGCCUCACCUGCCGCCUCCGAUUCCCACUCCACACCCUAGUAAUUUACUGACAGCACUACAGCAACUGGGACAUGUGGCUUUCUGGUUUCUUAGAGGCAGACUCUCCCUCUGUUUUUUCCCUCCCUUCUUUGGCAUAUAAUGAUUCUCAAAGGAACAACAUAAAAAGGCGAUGUUCAAUCAAAGCUGAGAAAUUUUCUUUCUUCAACUGGAAGGCGCUUUGAUUAGUGACUUUUACUACAACUUUGUGUGAGAUGGUAUCAGAUGUUAUAGUUGUUGAACAACUAAAAUGAUUUGCUUGUAGUGAACUGUUUGAAAAGCCAUGGACAAGGUUAUAGUGAUAUGCCCUGGAAAGAUUUAGUGCAGACAACUGUCACAGCUGUGACCUGAAAAUGCAGACGCUUUGAACUUUGGCUCCAUUGUCAGACUAUCUAUUCUGAUCUUUUCUGCAAUGUGCUCUGACAUCAAAAAUGUACAUUUAGUGAAUGCAGAACAAAUGAAGGGAAAAGUGCCUUUAACAUUACCUCAUUGUGGGCUGUGAGCAGUGACAAAUCUCUGCCCAGCUUCCAUACCAGAUAAAGUCCCAUUCAUCCCCGGGAAGGCCUUCCCAGGAAAAUCUUUUUUCUGGGUUGAUGUGGUUUUCUGGCAUGGCGCAUAUGCUCUUCUAGGAACUUUCUUGCUUUUGGCUUGGGUGCUAUAAAGUUCACAGCAAGCCAUUUCAAUUACGUAUCCAUUGGUGGAAAGACAGCAAAUACUGGUAAAAAGCAAGCAAAGACGUGAUUUGCAGAGUUCGUCGGUGUUUUUCUGAAUUCCAUUUUACCAUUUCCUGUACUACCAAGUUGAAUCUUAUGAGCCGAUGCUGAGAAGUUCAGAAGCAGCGUAUAAAGGGGCUUGGGGCCCUGUCAACGUUACCAUGGUUUCUGGUGUUUGCCAGCAGCAACAACCAUAAUUGCAGCUCCUCUCACCUGCCACCACUGGAGAUGGCCUUUGGUCUCAGGGAAUAUGACCACGGAUGACCGCAACCACCCCGCCUACAGCCAACAGCCGUCCUAUUGUGGCAAUCAAGGCAAUCCGCUUCAUCUCCCUGCACGAUGACUUCAGUUCCCAGCACUGGGAGAGCCAUGUAUUUCCAUUACACACCUCCAUCCUUUUCCGAUGGAAGUGAUUGAGAAACUUUUAAAGUGAUUUUUGCUUUGAAAGGUAUUGUGUAAAACUUCACAUGGAUGUAUAGCAAUAAUUAUGGGAGACAAACAAGUCUAAAACUUCUUUUAGGCUUCAAAGCACACGUAAUUCUUCCUCUGUUAGUAUGCUCAGAUCAUUUACGGUAGAGUAUGCCCUUAAUUGUGUGUAACCUAAUGACAACCAAUUGGGACAAUUUUAUCUAUAUAUCUGUGUGACAUGAUAUUCAUUCAAAACUUUCAAUAAAACGUUUUAUAUACAAAUUCUGUUUCCUAUGCAGUACAACGCAUAUUUUAUAGUUAUUUUCUUUUCUUCCUUGUGGUUCUAGGUUUAACGAUACGAUAAUUGUAAAAUUACACAUGAAAGAAUACAUUAAUACUUUUCCAUAAUAAUUUUAUGCAAGUCAAGAUCAGUGAAUUAUAUUUAUAUGAAGUAAAGAACUUGACAACUUUUAAGGGCAUGCUAUUUAAAAUGCUUAGCAAUUGAAAGCAAAAAUAAUAACUGCUAUUUAUAAAAAGCCUUUAGCAGAAUCUGUUUUUAUGCUGACUGUUUCAUGUUGAAUAUUUUCUCCCACAACAUGUAUGUGCCGCUUAUUAUUGCAGAUUUGCUCAUGGCAUACUUGUCAUGUUUUAAUUUUUUUCUUCCAGCAAAACAAACACAAGCCUCUAAAAAUAGAUCAAGUAUAAAGUAAUACGGCUGUUACAAAGAUAUUUUUAAAUGCUUUCAAAUCUGAGACUUGGCUUGGCUUCGUGAAUGAGUUUCUCGUGUUUAAAUAAAGUAUUUUGUAAUUAGCACUCCUGCUAAAGGCCUGGGAAAUAGAAAGCCUGUCCAAAGUCUAGUUUUAUUUAGAGUGCCAGGAAGUCAAAGAGCACUCAGGACUGACUGUCUUGGCAAUUAAUGGCAGCAAAAAUAGACACACAUUCUGCAGAGUUUUCCAGGAAAAUCUGCUAAGUGAAGCAUUUGUUAACCUAACUGCCAGUACUCCCACUCCCAUAGACUGGCUGUUUUUAUAGUACAAAAAAAAAAUCCAUAUUAGUUUACUUUAUUUACAAAAAAGCCGUAAGUUCAGAUUAUAUCCCUAAAGGAAACUUAAAAAUUUAUUCAAUUAAAUGUAUGCUUUUAUUGUAGACUGCUGAACAUUGUAAUGUUUUAAAACAUCCAAAUGUUUGCUUUAAAGUGGCUAGAACAUCAGUUACUUUCCAUAUGGUGACAUCCUGGGAUUGUUUGCCUUCCAUUUGUACUAAGAUGACUGACUCACGUCAUCUGUAUGAUGCGAUGCAGACCGUACCUCUCUGCCACACUACAGGCCAAUCCCCGACGGCUGCUGGAAGUGACUCAUUUGUGGUCAUAGGUGCUGUUGCUAAUAUUGAUACUGUUAUUAUUUAAUUUCUUUAUUGAAGGCUAAAUGUCCUUCCUAAAAACACAUUCUUUUUGUAAGAAAACACAGUGUACAUGUUAUAAUAAUACUGUGCCGAAAUCAUCUCAUGACCAUUUACUGGAUGAAUUACAGACAACAAGAUUAGAAAACUCACCUUUUACUUGAUUAUUGUGUCAAUUUUUAUUUAAGCUUGAAGUGAUGACAAAAAAAAUUUUUUUGACUUGGUCAAUAACAUUUUUUCUAAUCUGUUGAUAUGGCAAAGAAUAGCAGGAUUCACUGUUGUGAUAUUAAUUAAUAACUCAUUGUGUAAUAGAAACUUUCAGAAUCUCUGGGAAGACAUGUGUUGUAUUUGCACAAACUGCAGCAUUUCCACCAAGCCUCAGAGGUGAACACUGACUCUUACCAUCGUUGGCAUUUGAUCUUGAUGACUCUUAACCUACUCUGCUCUUAAAAGAGAGAAAGAAUUGCAAAAUCCAGGACUCUUCAUCUUAACUCUACUCUGAGAGAGAUGUUGAAAUAUACUGCAGAGUUUCAGAGAUGCAAGUGAAAAAAUAGCGUUGAAUUACAAGAAACAAAGACUGGCAUUUUUUUCUAAUGUCAGACUUUGCUUUUUACUUAGUAGACAUUCUGAUCGGCUCUCAGAAAUAUCUGAUUGGGAGCUGAACUAGGCAGCUGGAGGAUGUUUACAGCUUUGAGGCUUCAAAUAACUUUCUGUAUGAAGGGAGUAACUUUAAACAAUGUUUAAAUACUUAACUGCUACAGCCUUAUAUUUAUGGGUAUAUAUCUUCUGAAUCUUUUUUUUACUAGAAUACAGUAUAAGAAUAUUUUCUCUGAAGUCUUUAUACUAUACUAUUUUACUAUGAAUGACCUUUGUAUUUUAUUAUAUGCAUUAAAUAGUGUGUGCACAACUUUAUCUUAAUGUCUGUUUUUUGCCAGCAUUUCAUGCCUUUGUUCUCUUCUGUAAUUCAUUUCCUUCAUGGUUUUUAAGCUCUGGUUUAAGAAAUAUAACUGAUUUAUCUAGAAUAUGAUUAAAGUGGCAUUUCAAACUAGUGAGGAAAAGCUGACCAAUUUUGUAAAUGAUGUUGGCAAAUUUUGCAAUUCAUCUGGAAAAAAUAAAGUUAGAUUUUUAUCUUA